Messenger RNA from Nannospalax galili (Upper Galilee mountains blind mole rat), 1102 nucleotides. RefSeq names its product ubiquitin conjugating enzyme E2 U (gene Ube2u). Lineage: Eukaryota; Metazoa; Chordata; Mammalia; Rodentia; Spalacidae. The record is from RefSeq and is a predicted model, not a curated record. Bases 1 to 966 code for a protein of 321 amino acids. The transcript has 9 exons.
AUGACAGGCGGCAACCUCCCACCUCCUCCCUACUGUCCCACCGAUGCUUGUUGCUUGGCAACCGAUUUGCUUUGUCCAGCUGAGCUGACGCAGCCUCACACCUGUGAGGUAGAAAGAGAUCUUGAUAGCGCUGCAGUCUCCUACCCUUUCCACUUCCUCUUGCCACGCUUCUCAGUUGGUAUUACUGCUUCACCUGUAAGUGAAGAUCUGAUGAAAUGGGAAGCUGAGAUUGCAGGACUACGGAAUUCAAUUUGUCAUGGAUUAGUUUUCCAACUGACAAUAAAUUUUACACCAGAGUACAACCUUGCUCCUCCAGUUGUGAAAUUUAUAACAAUUCCUUUUCAUCCAAAUGGUGUUGCUUUCUACCCUAGUCUAGAAAAUCCAAUGAAUUUGGAAGCAGCUCAACUGUUGAUUAAAGACGAAUCUAUGUACAGAACAGUGGUUCAGAAACUUCUCCAGGAAUCGGCACAAAGACAUGGCAGCCUAGAGUUAUCUGAAGACAUACACACACGUAUCAGAAUAAUUAAAACAAUCUCAUUUAACGACUACUACAAGACAUGGUCUGGAAUAGCCACGACAAAAACCACAGAACACUCCAGAAAUUCAUUGCUUAAAGAUCCAAAUUUCAUGGGACAGUACUAUAAAUGGAAGAGAUGCAAUCUGCAACAUCCCCGACAAUGGAAGUUGAAGUUCGGGGUCGCCAAGUGUCGGUUUACAAGAGGAAACAGAUUGCCUCAUCCAGGCAUUCAUUUCGGCGAAAGGACAUUUACCUGCCCAUCUCCAAUGGACGCUUCUUUUGAGUCUGAAAUAGAAACUGACGCAGGGAUUUGUGAAGCAAUGCAAGAGUGGAAGAAUGAACACUCACCAGAAACCAUCGGCUCCGAUGAAUCUUGGGAAAAUGAAGUGGACAACCUGGUUGCAUGGACCAAUGCUCUUGACAUAGAUUCUCUAGACAAUCAGGACUAACCGCCCAGAUUUUAAAAACACACAACUGCAUGAAACAACUUUGAAUGGCUUUCAAAGCUUGGGUUCUGUUCUGUUUUGUUUUGUUUCCCAAUUGACCUCAAUUUCUUUCUGUAAGCACAAAAAUACAAUUAUAAGU